This is a messenger RNA of Panicum virgatum (switchgrass), 2113 nucleotides long. Its product is annotated as 5'-nucleotidase domain-containing protein DDB_G0275467-like. Lineage: Eukaryota; Viridiplantae; Streptophyta; Magnoliopsida; Poales; Poaceae. Gene Ontology annotation, molecular function: 5'-nucleotidase activity. The transcript has 13 exons. The record is from RefSeq and is a predicted model, not a curated record. The coding region runs from base 115 to 1734 and encodes 539 amino acids.
GUGCGUCCUGCUCCGUCGCCCGCCUAGGAGAGAAAACAGCCGUCUCCCGCCCCCGGUUCCGCUCCCCUCCCCCUCCCAACGCCGGCUACCAACGACAAGCCGAGGCCAGCUCCGAUGGCGGCGGUCGCGGCGAGGCGGCUCCGUGUGCUCAAUUGCCGCGGCUCCCUCUCGCCGGCGCUCUCCACGGCGGCGCCGCGGUCCCCGCGAGAUCCGCGCGCGCUGUGCACGCUCUCCACCACGCUGCGGUCCGGCGCCGGCGAGGACGAGAUCGAGCGCAUCCGCCGCGAGUUCGAGGACGCCAAGCGCAACUACCUCAGCAUCCCCGCCGCAAUCAAGGACAUGCCCAAGAUGAACCCGCAAGGCAUCUACGUGAACAAGAACGUCAAGCUGGAUGACCUGCACGUCUACGGCUUCGACUACGACUACACGCUCUCCCACUACUCCGAGCACUUGCAGUGCCUCAUCUACGAUCUCGCCAAGAAGCACUUGGUCGAUGAGUUGAAAUAUCCAGAGAGCUGCUUGAAGUACGAGUAUGACCGCUCUUUUCCUAUCAGGGGCCUUUACUAUGACAGACUCAAAGGCUGCCUUCUCAAGCUUGAUUUCUUUGGUUCUAUUGAACCAGAUGGUUGCUUCUUUGGGCGGAGGAAGCUGAGUUUGAGUGAGAUAAAAGAGCUCUAUGGCACAAGGCAUAUUGGCAGAGACCAAGCUCGCCAACUUGUUGGGCUGAUGGAUGUCUUCUGUUUUAGCGAGGCAUGUCUCCUUGCUGAUAUUGUUCAACACUUUAUAGAUGCCAAACUGGAGUUUGAUGCCUCUUAUGUAUAUGAAGAUGUAAAUCAAUCGAUUCAGCAUGUCCACAGAAGUGGUUUAAUUCACAGGCAAAUUCUUUCUGAGCCCCAGAAAUUUCUAAUAAAAAAAAGCCAGGUGUUCCGUUUCUUAAAGAUGCUAAGAGAGAAAGGAAAAAAGAUGUUUCUUCUUACCAAUUCACCUUUCCAUUUCGUGGAUGGAGGGAUGCGUUAUUUGCUGGAGGACCAGCAUUUUGAUGGAAAUUCCUGGAGGGAACUGUUUGAUGUUGUGAUUGCGAAGGCAAAUAAACCAACUUUUUAUAACUCAGACCACCCAUUCAGGGUGUAUGACACUCAAAAGGACACCUUAGCUUUUACUGCAGUUGACAAGUUUCUGCCAGAUCAAGUAUACUACCACGGCUGUUUGAAAUCAUUUCUGCAGAUCACAAAGUGGAGAGGUCCAGAGGUGAUAUACUUUGGUGAUCAUCUUUUGAGCGACUUGAGAGGACCUUCAAAAGCUGGUUGGCGAACAGCUGCUGUAAUUCGAGAACUCGAGGAUGAAAUAGAAAUACAGAACGGUGAUAGCUACCGGUUCCAACAGGCAAAAUUGAGUAUAAUUCAUGAUCUUCUUGGGAAAGUCCAUGCAACCGUGGUUAGCACCGAGAAAGGCCAAGUUUACAGAGCAUUACUUGAUGAAUUGAAUGCAGAAAGACGACAAUGCCGAUCUGGGAUGCGAGAUCUGUUCAAUAGCUCUUUUGGUGCAACUUUUCUUACAGAUACAGGAAGGGAAUCAUCAUUUGCCUAUCACAUUCAUCAAUAUGCAGAUAUUUACACAAGCAAGCUCGAGAACUUCUUAUCAUAUGCCCCUGAACCUUGGCUUCAUCCACCUCAUGACAUAAAGAUCAUGCCACACAACGCGAAGGUCCCAGCAAGCCUUUUCAGUACCUCUUAGUUCAUUCUACCUUUUUUGGUUGGAGAAGGUAGUACCCAUUAUGGUUUCUGUGUGAGACCACGUGACAGGACUGUGGACUGCUGCGGCCUUCGCUUAGGUUAGGAAUAAAGCACCGGAGAUGCAUGUCCAGCAGACCAAGCAGCAAGCUAGCAGUCAUUCUGGUUUGCCAUGAAAAUGCAGCCAUGUGAGUAGGUGACUCUUUUGCCUGUAUGAGGAAGCUUCUAGCUGCCGCUCAAAAAAAAAAGAAGAAGAAAAGCUUCUGUCUGAGAAGCCUGCUUCCUUUUGUUCAACUUCUAUGGAUAUUCUUAAUAGUAAAGAUGAACCCGAUGCCCUAACAAUCUGUAUGACUGUCAAAUGUCAAUUGGAGUUACAUGCAACC